AUGACGCAGGAUGUGAACGAAUUCAUGGAAAGCCUGAAGAUUUCAGAGAGUUUGAAGGAUCAACUGAGAAAAAAAGAGUAUGCUGUGGAAAACCUGAGGAGAAUAUCGAGGUACGCUGUUAUCGACAAAAACAUUUACUACAAUAUGUGCCUGUCUAUAACAGACCUAGAGGAUUGCUACGUAUCGGAGAUUGUGGAUUUGAUCGAGGAAAAGAUCGUUAUCAACGAGAACAUGCUGAACAAGUGCAUUGAACUGGCCCAAAGAAGAAAAUGCGGAGAGAAAAAGGGUGCCUUGGCGGAUUAUGUGAGAAGCGUAUCGUUUGACGACCACAAGUUGAAGGAGGCCGCUGAACAAUUCGAUAAUUUGAAAGAAUUGAUGAGCCAUGUGAGCAAAGACGAUGAAAUGGUGUUCUACGACCCGAAGAGAGUUAUUGCUGUUCUGAAGGGUCUCAACGUGAAGAGUAAAAAGAUCGAAAGGAAGGGGAUCUUAAACGAGGGGAAGCUGAGGUACUUGCACAAGGCCGGGGAGAACCCGCAGAUAUCGGAAGAGAUACUGCAAGAGCAUCUGAAGAGAACGAAUGGAGAGAUUAUCACCAGAUUUCCGCCAGAACCUAAUGGCUACCUGCACAUUGGCCAUGCAAAGGCGAUGUACUUGGACUUUAACUUCGGAAACAGAUGCAUCCUGCGAUAUGACGAUACAAAUCCAGCAAAUGAAAUGGCUGAGUACUACGAGAGCAUUCUGGAUGAUGUACGGUGGUUGGGGUAUGUGCCGUGGAAAAUAACCAGUGCAAGCGACUAUUUUGAUGAACUCAUCAAUUUUGCGAAACAGAUGAUUAAGAAUGGAAGUGCCUACGUAUGUCACUUGUCGACGGAGGAGAUCAAAGCACAGGUUCAGAGCCCCUACAGGGACAGAAGCCCAGAAGUGAACACCGCGCUCUUUGAGGAGAUGAUUUGUGGCAAAUGGAAGGAGGGCACCGCCAUUUUACGCCUUAAAAUGGACAUGGAGAGUAAAAAUAUGCUGAUGCACGAUCUCAUAGCAUACAGAAUAAUAGAAAAGGACCAUCUCAAGGCUGAUAAGAAGUACCACGUGUACCCGUCGUAUGAUUACACGCACUGCAUCAACGACUCACUUGAGGACAUCACACACAGUUUCUGCUCGCGUGAGUUCUUCAGCAGAAGAGCGUCGUACUACUGGCUGCUUGAUAAUCUGCGGGUGUAUAAGCCUGUACAAUGGGAGUUUUCAAGGCUGAACAUUUCAAAUACGGUGCUGUCCAAGCGCAAGCUGAAUGCUCUCAUCCACAAGAAAAUUGUUAUUGGUUGGGACGACCCGCGCCUAUUUACGCUACGCGGACUGAGACGGCGCGGUGUGCCGCCACAGGCGAUUAAUGCGUUUGUUGAAAAGAUAGGGAUCACGUUCAACGAUAGCAUCGUGGAUGUGCGGCUCUUUGAGAACAUUGUGCGCGAUUUUCUGAAGGACCGGCAGAUCGUAAACGUGAUCUACGAUCCAACGGAAAUGGAAAUUGAAGGUCAAGGAGUCAUUUUGAUUGACGGCGAUGAUUUUAGACAGGAAAACACGGAGGGCUUUUUGAGGCUCACGUACGGCCAGCCGGUCGGUCUCGUCAAUAAAUGUGCCGUUGAACUGAUCAAUAUCGAUAAUGGACUGCUGAAAGUGAGACAGACGGAUAAAACGUUCAAGAGCCGCAUACAUUGGCUUCAAAAGGAUCUACAGAAUGUCAAGAUUAAGGUGCGUGAGCUGUCCCAUCUCUUCAAAUCGUUCAAUCCUGAAGAAAAAGACUUUUUGGAGGAUGUCGAUCCUGAUAGCAUGCUGAUCGUUGACGGUCUGUGUGAGUCGAGAAUCAUGGAUGUCAAGGUUGGCGAUGUAGUGCAAUUCUUUAGGAAAGGGUGGUAUUGUCGAGACGAGGACGAGAAUGGGUUCAUGAUGUUCAACAAGACAGUGGGAAUGAAGAAAUAAAACGGAUGUAUCAUCGAUA
Messenger RNA from Vavraia culicis subsp. floridensis, 1990 nucleotides. RefSeq names its product glutamine-tRNA ligase. Lineage: Eukaryota; Fungi; Microsporidia; Pleistophoridae. The record is from RefSeq and is a predicted model, not a curated record. Gene Ontology annotation, biological process: glutaminyl-tRNA aminoacylation; translation. Gene Ontology annotation, molecular function: glutamine-tRNA ligase activity; ATP binding. The coding region runs from base 1 to 1971 and encodes 656 amino acids. Gene Ontology annotation, cellular component: cytosol. The transcript has a single exon.